UUACCUUCCCCUCCGUCGCCGGAUUUCUCAGGUAAGAAACCGAAGCCUACCCACUCUUCUCGUUACUGCUCGACAUGGGAUCGUACUUGACGCCAGAGGAGACUAUUUUCCGGUCGAAGUUACCGGACAUCGCCAUCGACAACCGGCGGCCGCUGCACGAUUACUGCUUCGAACGGCUGGCGGACUUGGGCGACUGCCCCUGCCUAAUCGACGGCGCAAGCGGCGCCGUCAUGAGCUACGCCGAGGUGGACCUCGCGUCCAGGCGCGUCGCCGCGGGUCUUCUCCGGCUCGGCGUCGGCAGGAGGGAGGUGAUCAUGAUUCUGUUGCGGAACUCGCCGGAGUUCGUCCUCGCCUUCCUCGGCGCCUCCCGCCACGGCGCCGUGGCGACAACGGCGAAUCCGUUCUACACCCCCGCAGAGAUUCACAAGCAGGCGGCGGACGCCGGAGCGAGGGUGAUCGUCACGGAAUCGUGCUACGUGGACAAGGUGCGGGAGUUCGCGCGUGAGCGAGGGGUGGUGGUCGUCUGUGUGGACGAUCCUCUGCCGGAGGGCUGCAGGAGCUUCUCGGAGUUAACGAAGGAAGCGGAGGAAACAGAGGAGGAGGAGGAGGAGAUCGACGCGGACGAAGUAGUGGCGCUGCCGUACUCAUCGGGGACGACGGGGCUUCCCAAGGGGGUGAUGCUGACUCACCGGAGCCUGAUCACGAGCGUGGCGCAGCAGGUGGACGGCGACAACCCGAACCUCUACUUCCGGAAGGAAGACGUGCUGCUCUGCGUCCUGCCUCUCUUCCACAUUUACUCCCUCAACUCGGUGCUGCUCUGCGGCCUCCGCGUCGGCGCCGCCAUCCUCCUCAUGCGCAGGUUCGAGAUCUCCGCCAUGUUGGAGCUGGUGCAGCUCCACCGCGUCACCGUCGCGCCCUUUGUCCCGCCCAUCGUGCUCGAGUUCGUCAAGAGCUCCCUCGUCGACGGCUACGAUUUGUCCUCCAUCCGCAUCGUCAUGUCGGGGGCCGCUCCCAUGGGGAAGGAGCUCGAGGACAAGUUCAUGGGCAAGCUCCCCAAUGCCACGUUGGGCCAGGGGUACGGGAUGACGGAAGCAGGGCCGGUGCUGGCGAUGUGUCUGGCGUUCGCCAGGGAGCCUUUUCCGGUGAAGUCCGGAGCCUGCGGCACGGUGGUGAGGAACGCCGAGCUCAAGAUCGUGGACCCUGACACCGGCCGCCCGCUCGGCCGCAACAAGAGCGGAGAGAUCUGCAUCAGGGGAGAACAAAUCAUGAAAGGGUAUCUGAACGAUCCGGAAGCCACGAAGAACACGAUCGACGAGGAAGGCUGGCUGCACACCGGCGACAUCGGCCUGGUCGACGACGACGACGAAAUCUUCAUCGUCGACAGGCUGAAAGAGAUCAUCAAGUACAAGGGCUUCCAGGUUGCGCCGGCGGAGCUCGAAGCGCUGCUCAUCGCCCACCAUGACAUCGCCGACGCUGCCGUAGUCCCGAUGAAAGAUGAGGCCGCCGGAGAAAUCCCCGUGGCCUUCGUCGUCCGGUCAAACGGCUCACAGAUCACCGACGACGAGAUCAAGCAGUACGUCUCCAAGCGGGUGAUCUUCUACAAGAGGAUCGGGAAGGUGUUCUUCGUGGAGGCCAUUCCGAAGGCGCCAUCUGGCAAAAUUCUGCGGAAGGACCUGAGAUCGAGGCUCGCAAGUCCAUUCCCAUAAAAUGAUUUACAAGUGUCUUUGGAGCAAAAUUGGGUUUGAUAUUAUGAUAAUAAGUUUGCAUGUAGGCAUACUGUUCAUCACUGGAGACGUAGCUCCUGGUACAAGAUCCCUCUUAUGGACUUGGAUUCUUGUAGGGAUCUUACAAAAGAGAAGGUAAAGACACUGUAGAAUCUAAGCUCGAUAAUUCAAUUGUUAGGGUUGUCGACCACAUUAUACUUCAAAAUACUUGUUAUCCUCAUGAGGUUGUAAGGAUCCGAUCGUGUGCAUCUAAACGUGGUUAGGAGCUUAAUAUUUUAUGUCUAUUGAUCUGUUUUAA
Zingiber officinale is the source of this 2022-nucleotide messenger RNA. RefSeq names its product 4-coumarate--CoA ligase 3-like. Bases 75 to 1706 code for a protein of 543 amino acids. Lineage: Eukaryota; Viridiplantae; Streptophyta; Magnoliopsida; Zingiberales; Zingiberaceae. The transcript is spliced from 5 exons. The record is from RefSeq and is a predicted model, not a curated record. Gene Ontology annotation, molecular function: CoA-ligase activity.